Penaeus monodon (black tiger shrimp) is the source of this 1686-nucleotide messenger RNA. RefSeq names its product tachykinin-like peptides receptor 99D. Lineage: Eukaryota; Metazoa; Arthropoda; Malacostraca; Decapoda; Penaeidae. Gene Ontology annotation, cellular component: plasma membrane. The coding region runs from base 1 to 1287 and encodes 428 amino acids. The record is from RefSeq and is a predicted model, not a curated record. The transcript has 8 exons. Gene Ontology annotation, molecular function: tachykinin receptor activity. Gene Ontology annotation, biological process: G protein-coupled receptor signaling pathway.
AUGGUAACUAUUUAUCAAAGUGAUAAAAUAGCUACAGAUCCACUGCUAAUCUAUAUUUACUCGACCUCGUACACCGGCACCAAAAACAGUGAAUGUGUUUGCACUGGCAACUGCACUAAUGAUAAUGACAAUGAUAACAACAGAGAUUACCAGCGAGCAUCACUGGUCCGCUCACACAGUUGGCUAGAUACUGGUUGCUGCGUGGGUCAUCGCCUGGAGCCAGGAUGGAAUUCAGUAUUCUUCACCACUGUGAUUCUUUCUAGAAAAAUUGGAUCCUGUUUAAGAUGUGUGUCUUUCAACCCAUUCAGAUACGUGGCCAUCAUGUACCCUCUCCGACCACGAAUGGGCUGGAAAGGGACGAUUCUCAUCGUGGUAUGGAUCUGGGUAUCGUCCAUCUUCAUAUCGAUGCCCAACAUGUUGUUCUACACGACCGCAGCUCUGCCAAUUAAGGACGGAGGGGAGAGGAUCGUGUGCUACGGAGCCUGGCCGGAUGGAGACCAAGGGGAGAGUCAUCUCGAAUACGCCCACACGGUGAUCCUGAUGGUGCUGACCUACAUCGUGCCGCUGCUGUGUAUGGGCUACACCUACGCCCGGAUCGGGAUGACGCUGUGGGGCAGCAGGACCAUCGGGGAGCAGACGCCGCGCCAGAUGGAGAGCAUACGGUCCAAGAGGAAGGUCGUGAAGAUGAUGAUCGUGGUGGUGACCAUCUUCGCCGUGUGUUGGCUCCCUUACCACGUCUACUUCAUUCUCUCCAAUGUGAUGCCAGAGAUCGCAUUUUGGUCUUACAUCCAAGAGACGUACCUAGCGAUUUACUGGCUGGCUAUGUCCAACUCCAUGUAUAACCCCAUGAUAUACUGCUGGCUCAACAGCAGAUUCCGGAACGGCUUCAAGAAGGUGUUCUCAGGGUGUUGUCCAUUCAUACAGUACGAGCGAGAACCGCCUGAUGUGACGCGCAUACAGACGACGCGGUUCUCCUGCUCUGGGUCUCCCGAGACACAUCAUCGUGUCUCCUAUGAUGGUUCGGUGCACAUCUCCAUGAGGACGUAUGUGUCUGAGGGCGGCGGCAUGGGCGCUGGAGGCAACUGCGGACGUUCUUCCCACGGUCCCCUGAGGCUGUGCAACGGUGCCAACCUGCGGAGGGCCACAAAUGGGGCCAACGCUAGGAAUUACGGGGGCACUGGCACCCUGGGGGGGUCGGGAGGCUCUCCCAUGUCGGGCAGUAGCUAUACCACGACCUCAGCGAAGAAGAACGCCAAGUUUCCUUCAGUCGCAUACCAGUAUGUGUGAGUUUACCCUGGUAUCAUCUGCUUUGAGUACCAAACGGAGAGCGAACGUACUCUCGCUAGCCUGCAAUACGAACUCCCUCUAUCAUCAACACAAAAAGUAUCUCUUGCCCCUCGCUACAAUGAACCCUGAUCUCAUCUAUUUACCACGUUUUUGGGAUCUAAACUUGCAUUUCGAUGUGAAUGUGUACCACAUGAAGGUUCAUUGAAUCCCGUUUUCUGAGAACGUGCCGGGCUGGAUUAUUCCGCUACAAAGCUAUAUUGAAGAUCCUUUUCGUUCUGAAAAAGGACUGACCAAGAUCUUGAAGGAAGACAUAUAGCGUUGAAAAGAAUAACGUUUAGAAAACUAAUAACAACAUAGCUCCACUAUUUGAAGUAUAAGCACCAACAAUGGCGUUGAGGU